This is a messenger RNA of Impatiens glandulifera, 1029 nucleotides long. Its product is annotated as zinc finger BED domain-containing protein RICESLEEPER 2-like. The record is from RefSeq and is a predicted model, not a curated record. Gene Ontology annotation, molecular function: DNA binding; protein dimerization activity. The transcript has 2 exons. The coding region runs from base 1 to 1029 and encodes 342 amino acids. NCBI's taxonomy places the organism in Eukaryota, Viridiplantae, Streptophyta, Magnoliopsida, Ericales, Balsaminaceae.
AUGUAUGAGAAAGCUUUUGAGAGGUUAUUUUUGGAGGAUGAUUGUUAUAGAGAUGAUCUUAUCAAACAUGGUCCUGGGGUUCCGACUAGUUACGAUUGGAAACAUGUUAAGAGUCUCUCUAUUUUCUUUCGAAAUUUUUAUCUUUUCACUUUAAAGGUUUCUGGUUCAAAAUAUAUUACUGCCAGUACAUACUUGGAUGAUAUUUCUGAGAUUUAUGGAGUAUUGAAAGAAUAUUUGUCACAUGAAGAUGAUGACUUUAGAAAUAUGGCAGUAAAGAUGAAGAAAUACUUCGAUAAAUAUUGGGGGAAUGUAGAGAAGUUUAACAUGCUGGUUUUCAUUGCUUGUGCAUUUGAUCCUAGGCACAAAUUUGACUAUUGUAAAAUUGUUCUUUGCAAUAUGUAUGGUGAAGUGGAAGGUAAGAAGAUUACUGAAAUUGUGAAGAGUGCCUUAUAUGAACUAUUUAUUGAUUAUAAGAGAAUUCAUUCCAGAACUUUUGGAUCUUCAUCUUUCAUUUUAGUUUCUGAAUCUGCUUUAAUUCCUCCAAGUUCUUUUGAGGUUGGUAAUGAUGUUGAUCCUAUGACAAAAAUGAGACAAAAAAGUUUGGCUGAAUUGAAAAGGAGAAAGACAUCAAGUGGAGUAACUAGGGAUACUAAGUCAGAGUUGGAUAGAUAUUUAACCGAAGAUGAUGAAGAAGAUAAAUGUAUACUUGAGAAUUCAUCCUUUAGUCUUUUGGAUUGGUGGAAGAAAAAGAGUCCAGCGUUUCUUGUAUUGUCAUUACUUGCUCGUGAUAUUUUAGCUAUUCCAGUUUCUACGGUUUCUUCGGAGUCGGUCUUUAGUACCGGAGAAAGAAUUCUUGAUGCAUUUAGGAGUUCUUUAAUUCCUAUAAUUGCACAAGCAUUGAUAUGUAGACAAUAUUGGAUUCGUUCUUGUGAAUCUCCAAUAAAUAUAGAAGAAAACCUGGAGGAGCUUGAAAAUUUUGAACAAGAAUUGAAACAAUCGAUAUCGGAGUCCAAUGAGGUUGAUGUUUAG